Molecule: messenger RNA, 1000 nt
Organism: Tinamus guttatus (white-throated tinamou)
Lineage: Eukaryota; Metazoa; Chordata; Aves; Tinamiformes; Tinamidae
Source: RefSeq, a predicted model, not a curated record
AUGUGGUCCUUUCUGCAGUGCUCAGGAGAAAUGGAACUCAAUAUGUCAAAGGAGGAUACAGAUCAUAAUUAUUAUACUUCAAGGACAUAUGGCCCUUAUGAUUCUACCAGCCGGGAUCUGUGGGUCAACAUAGACCAAAUGGAGAAGGACAAAGUAAAGAUCCAUGGGAUUCUUUCCAAUACCCAUCGGCAGGCAGCAAGAGUGAAUCUGUCCUUCGAUUUUCCAUUUUAUGGCCAUUUCCUACGUGAAAUCACUGUGGCAACUGGGGGUUUCAUAUAUACUGGAGAAGUUGUGCAUCGAAUGCUAACAGCCACACAAUAUAUUGCACCCUUAAUGGCAAAUUUUGACCCCAGUGUGUCAAGAAAUUCAACAGUCAGAUACUUUGAUAAUGGCACAGCACUAGUUGUCCAGUGGGAUCAUGUACAUCUGCAGGAUAAUUACAACUUGGGCAGUUUCACUUUUCAGGCCACCCUUCUCAGUGAUGGGCGUAUCAUUUUCGGCUACAAAGAAAUUCCUGUCUCUGUGACACAGAUAAGUUCGACUAACCACCCAGUGAAAGUGGGACUCUCAGAUGCAUUCGUGGUGGUGCACAGGAUCCAGCAAAUUCCCAAUGUCCGUAGAAGAACAAUUUAUGAGUACCACAGAGUGGAGCUGCAGAUGUCAAAGAUUACCAAUCUGUCAGCUGUUGAAAUGAUACCUCUACCCACUUGUCUCCAGUUUAACAGCUGUGGUCCCUGUGUCACUGCCCAGAUUGGCUUCAACUGCAGUUGGUGCAGUAAACUCCAGAGAUGUUCCAGUGGAUUUGAUCGUCACCGGCAAGACUGGGUAGACAGUGGCUGCCCUGAAGAGUCAAAAGAUAAGGUUUGUGAAAAGAAUAUUGAGGAAAUAGAAACACCUCCUUACUCCACCACCAGUCAGCCAACCACCACAAGAUUCAGAGUUUUAACUACCACCAGAGGAUCCACUACUUCCCACCUGCCAACUAGCCUGCCUACAGAAG